GUUACGGUGGUCGUAGCUUUUGGUUUCUCUCUCUAACUAAGAGCUCCUUCUCUCUCUAAAAUCCUUCGGUUCAUGAUCUCCAUUUUUACAGGCUAUACAUACAUACAUUACAUACACGUUCACUUACGUAUGAGUGAUUAUUCCGCGUCAAUAUACAUAUAGUCAUAUAGAGAGAGAAACUAGAGAGAGAAACAGUAUGGGAAUAUCAAUUGUGUGGCCGUCGAAGAAAUGGUUGCCUCUGUUUACUUUGCUGCUCUUCGUGCUCGUCGUCGGAGCUCUGUCUACUGUUCACGGAGACGAAACCCUGAAUUUAAGAGAUUUUGAAAAAGAGGAGUUGCAGAACUCUCCAAACUCGACAAUGGCGGAAAAAUUAGAAGGAAUUGAGGAGGAUGUUUUGAAUGAACAUGCAGUUGAUGACCCUGAAGAGGUUGUAAGAAUGGUCGAAAUGGCCACGAGAAACAGCACCGACAGGAGGCGAAGACUCGGCUACUUCUCGUGCGGGACCGGCAACCCUAUAGACGACUGCUGGCGUUGCGACCCCAACUGGCACAAGAACCGCAAGCGCUUGGCCGACUGCGGCAUUGGCUUCGGCCGCAACGCUAUUGGCGGCAGGGACGGCCGGUUCUACGUCGUCACCGAUUCUGGCAACGACGACCCCGUAACCCCCAAGCCGGGCACCCUCCGCUACGCGGUCAUCCAGGACGAGCCCCUUUGGAUCGUCUUCCAGCGUGACAUGGUCAUCACACUGAAGCAAGAACUCAUAAUGAAUAGCUUCAAGACAAUCGACGCUCGUGGGGCCAAUGUCCACAUUGCCAACGGGGCGUGUAUAACAAUCCAAUUCAUCACAAAUGUCAUCAUACAUGGGCUCCACAUACACGACUGUAGGCCCACGGGGAAUGCUAUGGUGAGAAGCUCCCCGUCGCACUACGGGUGGAGGACUAUGGCGGACGGUGACGCCGUCUCAAUUUUUGGGUCGAGUCAUAUUUGGGUUGACCAUAACUCGAUGUCCAAUUGCGCCGACGGGCUUGUGGAUGCUGUGAUGGGUUCCACCGCUAUCACGAUUUCGAACAACUACUUCACGCACCACAACGAGGUUAUAUUGUUGGGGCACAGUGAUUCUUACAUGAGGGACAAGCAAAUGCAGGCGACUAUCGCUUACAAUCAUUUCGGGGAGGGUCUCAUUCAAAGAAUGCCGAGGUGCAGACACGGAUACUUCCACGUGGUGAACAACGACUACACGCACUGGGAGAUGUACGCGAUAGGAGGGAGCGCGGAGCCCACAAUCAACAGCCAAGGAAACAGAUACCUCGCGCCGGUCAAUCCUUUUGCAAAGGAGGUGACAAAGAGGGUCGAAACGGCAGAAAGCAGAUGGAAGGGGUGGAACUGGAGAACGGAGGGCGAUUUGAUGCUCAACGGUGCGUAUUUUAUCCCGUCUGGAGCCGGAGCUUCCGGAAGCUACGCUAGAGCUUCCAGCUUGGGUGCUAAAUCUUCUUCCAUGGUUGCUUCUAUUACUUCUGGUGCCGGUGCACUUGGCUGCCGUCGGGGCCGCCAGUGCUAGCGGCAAUCUCUUAUCCCCUAUUACAUAAAAUAUCUAGAAUGAGUCUUUUCUUUACCUUCAUUUGCCUACAAAAAAAACCUACUUGGAAAACUUCAUUCACAUUGGCAAGUGUACAUUUUUUACACAUGUCAAACAUUCUUCAUUUGCUCCUCCUCGUUGUCCGAUCGUUUUUUCUUCGCUCCUGGCAGUGCCAAGGUUUCCUCUGCCUCUUGAAUUUUCUAACACAUUUUAUAUCUAUAUAUAUUUGUCUGCUAUCAGUCCUCCACAAAAUGUGUUUGGGCAUUUGUUCUCUAUAGAAGCUAAAUUAUAUCCUAUUUCCUUUCGACCUUCUUAUUCUCCGUCAUACAACGUAUAGUAUGAAAUUGUGAAUGUCAAAAAACUCGUGUAAAAAAACGAAGCAAAAAAGAGAGUGUAAUAGAUGAUGCAUAGUAGUAAGGCUAUCUUUUACUACUACUUUUUUGCCUCGUCUCUGUCAAUGUAAGCAAUCUGUAUUGGUUUGUUUGAAUGAUGAAUUGUGUUUAUAACUUAUGUAUGAUUAUCAGACAGUAUUAUCUCCUC
Erythranthe guttata (spotted monkey flower) is the source of this 2116-nucleotide messenger RNA. RefSeq names its product putative pectate lyase 8. The record is from RefSeq and is a predicted model, not a curated record. Gene Ontology annotation, molecular function: pectate lyase activity. NCBI's taxonomy places the organism in Eukaryota, Viridiplantae, Streptophyta, Magnoliopsida, Lamiales, Phrymaceae.